AUGGCCGCAAAGACAGCAGAUCAGUUCUCGGAGCUGAAGCUGAACGGCUUGUCAGACUCGAAGAAAGCCUCCAGUGCGGCCUCGAAACAGAACGGCACAACGGCUGACGCUUCGGAUCAGGAUUCAGACGAUAACGAUGAAGAUGCGCCAGCUGCUAACGGUGCUGAAAAUGUAGCUAUAGCAGGAGACAAGAAGAAAAAGAAGAAGAAGAAGUCCAAGAAGAAAAAGACUGGAACUGCUGGAGCGAAAGUGCAGAGCGAUCCACCUCGGGUGCCUGUAUCACAAUUGUUCUCUAACAAUACCUAUCCUGCUGGCCAAGAGGUUGAAUAUGUCGGAGACCAACAGUACAGAACCACCAAUGAAGAGAAGAGACAUUUGGAUCGAAUGAGGAACGACUUCCUCACGGAAUACAGACAGGGUGCGGAAAUACACAGACAGACAAGAGCAUGGGCGCAGAAGAAUAUCAAGCCGGGCAUGGAUCUACAUGAGAUCGCUCAGGGCAUAGAAGAUUGCACUCGUGCGCUUACUGGCCACCAGGGUCUCGAGGAGGGUGAUGGUUUGAUCGCUGGAGUUGGCUUUCCUACUGGUCUGAGCAUUAAUCACUGCGCUGCUCAUUAUACACCUAAUAGCACCAGUAAGAAGUGGGUGUUGGGUCAACAAGACGUGCUCAAGGUCGAUUUUGGUGUGCACAUCAAUCAGCGUAUUGUGGAUUCCGCAUUCACAAUGACAUGGGAUCCAAAAUAUGACAACCUCCUUGCAGCGGUGAAAGACGCAACGAACACUGGCGUGCGAGAGGCUGGAAUCGAUGUCCGGGUUGGCGAGAUCGGUGCUGCCAUACAAGAAGCAAUGGAGAGUUACGAGGUCGAAAUUGACGCCAUUCGCAACCUCAACGGCCACGACAUUGUCCAAGGCUCCAUCCACGGCGGCAAGUCCGUCCCCAUCGUCAAAAGUAAUGAUAUGACCAAGAUGGAAGAAGGAGAGAUCUUUGCCAUCGAGACCUUUGGCUCUACCGGGCGAGGUUACGUGCAGGACGACAUGGAAGUCUCGCAUUAUGCUCUGCGACCUGAUGCGCCAAAUGUUCCGUUGCGGGUCAGUAGUGCUAGGAGUUUGCUGAACGUUAUCAAGAAGAAUUUUGGCACUUUGCCAUGGUGCAGGAGGUAUCUGGAUAGAUUGGGACAGGAAAAGUACUUGCUUGGGUUGAAUAAUUUGGUGUCUUCAGGAAUUGUGCAGGAUUAUCCACCGCUGGUCGACCAGAAGGGAUGCUACACAGCUCAGUUUGAGCAUACUAUCCUUUUGAGACCGACCGUGAAAGAGGUUGUGUCCAGAGGCGAUGAUUAUUGA
Lithohypha guttulata is the source of this 1341-nucleotide messenger RNA. It is a transcript of the gene MAP2, whose product is annotated as Methionine aminopeptidase 2. The coding region runs from base 1 to 1341 and encodes 446 amino acids. Gene Ontology annotation, biological process: proteolysis. Gene Ontology annotation, cellular component: cytoplasm. Gene Ontology annotation, molecular function: metalloaminopeptidase activity. The record is from RefSeq and is a predicted model, not a curated record. The transcript has 2 exons. NCBI's taxonomy places the organism in Eukaryota, Fungi, Ascomycota, Eurotiomycetes, Chaetothyriales, Trichomeriaceae.